Messenger RNA from Oreochromis niloticus (Nile tilapia), 1603 nucleotides. RefSeq lists its product as uncharacterized. Bases 72 to 1373 code for a protein of 433 amino acids. The record is from RefSeq and is a predicted model, not a curated record. The transcript is spliced from 2 exons. NCBI's taxonomy places the organism in Eukaryota, Metazoa, Chordata, Actinopteri, Cichliformes, Cichlidae.
AGUUUAUUCGCAGCAGUCGUGAUAGUAGCAUUCAAACAUACGCCUGAGAAACAUUUUGUUAAGAUUACAACAUGUCUCAGAGAAAACACAGCAAAAAACAAGAAACUUAUGUUGGCCUUCUGCUCGAGGGUGCCCAGAAAAAUGCCCCAGAUGAUGUUUUAUCCAUCAAAAAGGCAUUAGCUGAAAGUAGGCAGGAAAACCAAACUCUGGACAACAUGAUUAAACAAAUCAAAGCAGAGAAAAUUCAGCUUGUAAGGAAGUGCAGACACAUGGAGGCCCUAAAUAAACAGUUGGAAGAAAGGCAUAAUGAAUUUGUCAAGAACCAACGAGAACAAGAAAAUGAAAAGCGAAGGCAGCCCAAUGUGGAUAAUAUAAAUAAGGGCUGGGAAAUAAUGUUUAAGCAAGCAAAGGAGAAGAUUUUUAACCUGGUGACAAGAAACAAGCACAACUGUGCUGAAUUAAGAAAAAUGUCCCACCAGCUUGAAGAAUCAGAAGAUAUUAAUGAGGAGCUCUAUGAGAAUCUCCAAGACACUAAGAAAAAGAACCAGGAGAUGGGAGUACAACUUGAUGAAGCCCAGGAAAAAAACAAAGAGUUUCUUCAGGAGAAACAGCAACAGGAAAAAAUGCACAAAAAGACACAACUUAUUCUCCAAGACUUAGAAAGGAAAAAUCUACAACUAAAUGGAUGUUAUAAUGAAAUGAAGGAGAAAAUCAUGAAACUAGAAGGAGAAAGGGAAAAACUGAAAAAACAAUGCUCAGGCAUGCAGUCUACUUUGAUUGAAAUGCUAAGAAAGAACUCAGAGCUUGAGGAAGAUAAUAACAACUUAAAAUGCAAAUGCAGUGAAAUGCUAAGCAAGAACUCAGAGCUUGAGGAACUUAAUAACAGAUUAAAAUACAAAAACGAUGAAAUCCUGAGAAAGAACACAGUGCUCGAGGAACAUAAUAAGAACUUAAAAUACAAAUACAGUGAAAUCCUAAAAAAGAACACAGAACUCGAGGAACUUAAUAACAACUUAAAAUACAAAAACAAGAAAAUGCUCAGGGAAAACACAGAGCUUGAGGAAAUUAAUAAGAACUUAAAAUACAAAAACAACGAAAUGCUGAGAAAGAACACAGUGCUCCAGGACCUUAAUAACAACUUAAAAUACAAAAACACUAAAAUGCUCAGGGAAAACAGAGAACUCGAGGAAACGAAUAAGAACCUAAAGUGCAAAAAGUAUGAUAUGCUCAGGGAAAACAGAGAACUCGAGGAACUUAAUAAGAACUUAAAAUACAAAACCAAUGAAACGCCCAGGAAAAACACAGAGCUCGAGAAACUUAAUUACAACUUAAAAUGCAAAAAAAAUGAAAUGCUCAGGAAAAACAGAACUUAAUAACAACUUCACGUGCAAAGACAAUGAAAUGGAAAUAGCCUCCUCUUCAUCCACCUCUUUUCUUUUUUCCCCCUUACCCCCCAACUAGUCAAGGCGGAUGACCCUCACUGAGCCUGGUUCUGCAAUAGGUUUCUUCCUUUUAAAAGGGAGUUUUUCCUAACCACAGUCGCCUAGUGCUUGCUCAGAGGGGAUUGUUGGGGUUUUCUCUCCUCUGUCUCUUUCCUCCUUUC